This is a messenger RNA of Bipolaris zeicola 26-R-13, 2019 nucleotides long. RefSeq lists its product as uncharacterized. Bases 1 to 2019 code for a protein of 672 amino acids. The record is from RefSeq and is a predicted model, not a curated record. NCBI's taxonomy places the organism in Eukaryota, Fungi, Ascomycota, Dothideomycetes, Pleosporales, Pleosporaceae. The transcript has a single exon.
AUGCGUUCUUCGCCAAUAUACUCCCUCCGCAUACGCACUUUCGUGUCUCGACAUGAUGCGACUCCCUUUGCAUCGGUGCAGAAGCCUAUCAAGGCUGCCUAUUACCGAGGAGGGACAUCGCGGGCAGUCAUGAUCCAACCUCAGCAUCUCCCCAAAGAGCGCGCAAAAUGGCCGACCAUCUUCCGCCAGAUCAUGGGAAGUGGUGAUUCCUAUGGACGACAACUCGACGGUAUGGGUGCGGGCAUAUCGAGUUUGAGCAAGAUAUGUCUAGUCGAGCCCUAUGGAAAAAGGAUUGCUCCUGGUGUCACUGCAACUCGCUUUCGUACAGGGUACGGUGGCAUAGAUGUAGCUCGAGAAACCGCUCGGGAGAUACAGGCUCAAGAGGAAGCACGAAAAAAUGCUGAUGACCAAGAAGUAGACGUUGACUAUACUUUCGUUGGUCUAGGCAUUGAGAACAAUGAAGUCGACGUUGCAGGCAAUUGUGGGAACAUGAGUAGCGCCAUCGGUCCCUAUGCAUACAAUGCAGGCCUCCUUCCGCCUCGAAUCUAUGCGCAGGGUGACGGAGAGGUUACAGUCAGAAUCCGGAAUACCAAUACCGGCAAGUUGAUAAACUCUACCUUUACGGUUCUCGGGGCCCAGGCUACCGUUGUGGGAGAUUAUAGCAUUGAUGGGGUGACUGGAAACGGUUCAAAGAUCAAACUUGACUUCAAACACCCAUAUGGCAGUAAGACCGGUAAAGUGCUUCCUACGGGCAAACGGAUAGACAACAUCGCAGGCUAUAAAGUAUCCUGCGUAGAUGGAGCAAAUCCGGCAGUCUUCAUCCGCGCAGACGAUGUUGGCGUAGAUGGUACGAUCCUUCCCAACGACUUCAACAGGCUUCCGGACAAGCUCGCAUUACUCGAAAACAUACGAAAGGCCGCAGCAGUGGCAAUGGGAAUUGCAGCAACACAAGAAGAGGUACCCCGUACUAUUCCCAAGAUCGGCCUUGUGUCGCAGUCAUCCACUCACCCUGUACUAUCCGGAAAAACACUUCUGUCAUCGCAAAUGGACAUUGUCAUCCGUUUUCUCUCAGACACGCAACCCCAUCGGGCUAUUCCAUUGACUGCAGCAUUGACAACAGCAGUCGCUGCUCGUAUACCUGGGACCAUUGUUGAGCAGAUGCUAGCCCCUGACCCUUUGAUGAAGGGUGCGAUCACCAUUGGCCAUGGCAGUGGGCGAUUGCAAGUCAAUGCCACCAUGGACGAAACGGACAAGCUCAUUCCAGUUACUGGUACUGUGUAUCGGACAGCUAAGAGACUGUUUGAGGGGGAAAUCUUCUGGACCGACAACGUUGAUGAGACAUCUGAAGUUGGCACUGUUUACAACAGCAACGGUCGGCACUCUCUCGGUCUAGCGUUUGUACUUGAAAAUAGAGGACAAAGCUCGUCUCAUCUAUUUGAGGAAGAUGAGUAUCAAAAACAAGAAGAAAAAGAAGCAAGGGAGCAAAAUCAAGUGCCAGAGAUCGAACAAACCACCAACCAAGCCGAAGAUGGCGAAAAAGAAACAAAAGUACCAAGACUCAGUUACCGACCGCUUGCUGAUUCUGAUCGAAAGGAUCUCUUUGCGUCUUUCCCGUACCAUCCUGACACACCGCUCACAUCCGCUCUCCAGAAACUCUAUGUGCAAACUACACGCUUACUUUCUGACCCGGAUCUCACAACCCGUUAUUACCAGCCAGAGCUUCCAGGCGUUAUCAGACAUGUGCAGCUUAAACUAUUAUUCGCUGGUGGUACGCAGCAAGCGACAAGAGAGAAGGCCAGCCAGAAGAUAAAGGAAAGGACGGAGAAGAAGGCGAAGAAGAAGGCGGACAGAAAAGCAGCAAAGAGAAAGCUGCACGAAGAGAGAGAAGAGAAGAGGAAGAGAAAGGAGGCUUUGUUAUUUGAGAAGGCUCUUGAGAAUAAGAAUAAGAAUGGGGGAAAUCAGGAGACGAAAUCAGAGUAUUGGUCGCAGUUCUUGCCUAAAGAAAAGAGUAAAUUGUAA